CUGUCAAUUUUUUGGUAAAUUUUCUGUUCAGAAAAUUUGUAAGAAAAUGGCUGAUCCGUUGAGCUUACUUCGUCAAUACAACGUAAACAAAAAGGAAAUUAUAGAACGAGAUGGCCAAAUUAUAUUCGGAGAAUUUUCCUGGCCCAAAAAUGUUAAAACUAACUAUCUUAUGUAUGGGUCAGGCAAAGAUGGGAUAGGAAAAGAAUAUUAUACCUUGGAAUGUUUAUUAUUUAUUUUGAAAAACUUGUCUUUUAUUCACCCUGUGUACGUACGUAAAGCGGCUGCAGAAAAUAUACCUGCAGUACGCAGACCUGACAGAAAAGAGCUAUUAGCAUAUCUUAAUGGCGAAACGGCAAGUUGUCCGGCAAUUGAUAAGAGUGCCCCACUUGAACUCCCUACUCAGGUUAAAAGAUCUGCAGAUUAUGAUGGACCAGAAAGUAUCGCAAAAAAGCCUCGUUUUGAGGACACCCAUGUGCAGAAAGUUAGGGAAAAGUUGGCUGCACGUCUGGACGCCCCAAAAGAAGCCUCUGUCACUGUUGAUAAUAUUAAAUCUCUUUCGGAAGCUAUGUCAGUGGAGAAAAUUGCAGCAAUCAAAGCCAAACGUUUAGCCAAAAAAAGAAACACUAUUAAAGGUAUAGAUGAUAUUGGUCAGGAAUAUGAUAUAAGAGCUAUUUUGGAUCUGGAUGUUGACAUUACAAAAGAUAUAAUAAGCAGGGAAAGACAGUGGCGUACAAGAACAACUAUACUACAGAGUACCGGGAAGAAUUUUGCUAAGAAUAUCUUAGCAAUGUUACACAGUAUUAAGGCUAGAGAAGAAGGACGUCAAAGACCUCAACCUAUACAGCCUCCGACUAUUACACCAAGGGCUACUCCAAUUAGGCCUACGACAACUCAACCGUCAGUCUACAAUCGUUAUGACCAGGAAAGAUUUAACAGACAAAAAGAUGAUACAGAAGGCUUUAAAAUUGAUACUAUGGGUACUUAUCACGGAAUGACUUUGAAGUCUGUAACGGAAGGCCAGGCGAAGGCUAGGUCUCAACAGCCGUCUCAGCAAAUCUCACAAAAUCCUUUGCCUGCUGAAUUUGCACGGCCUGCAGCUGGUGGGCUUCAAAAAAGAGUUUCUAGGACUCCUAUUAUUAUUAUACCAGCAGGUACCAAUUCAUUAAUCUCCAUGUACAAUGUGAAAGAUAUAAUACAAGACAUGAAGUUUGUUACCCAAGAACAAAAGAAGGCUAUGGGUGGAAAAAGGGACAAUGAAGUGUUGAUUCAGAGACAGAAAAAUGGACAAACUGUACCAUACAGAGUGGUAGAUAAUCCUGCAAAAUUGAGUCCCAGCGAUUGGGAUCGAGUGGUGGCGGUUUUUGUGAUGGGACCUGCAUGGCAAUUUAAAGGGUAUCCCUGGGAAACGCCUGUAGAAAUUUUUGAUAAAAUCGCCGCAUUUCACAUUAAAUAUGACGAGAUGAAAAUAGAUCCGAACGUAGAAAAAUGGAACGUCACCGUCAUACAACUGUCAAGGACCAAACGUCAUUUAGAUAGGGCCCAUCUAAUGGUGUUUUGGGAAAAAUUAGACAAGCACAUAGUGCAACAUAAACCCCAUCUUAGGUUCUAGAACAUUCAUAUUGACAUCCCUGUAUAUAUGUAUUAUUCUGUAGUAAGUCAAAAAGUUUAAUCACUAUGGGAACUUUGACAAAUAAGCAGUUCUCAACAUUUUGCUUAGCUGAUAUGAUUCAAAGUUCUGAUGAUAUAAAACUUUUUGAUCCUACUAAAUACCGUAUGAUCAUAGUAUAAGGAAACUAGUAGUUUUACUCCUUGUCAAAUCCUUUGUUCUUUUUCUGCCACUUUAUAUGACCUUGUUCACGCAUCCUGUGACCAUUGACGUAGCGGUAUAGUCGUCGUCUAUAACUAGGCGAAGUAUAGUCGUGGCACUCGCCAUAGUUUCAGAGAGAUGUAUUUAGGAAAAUAUGAGUUCACAAUAAAAAAAAAU
Messenger RNA from Sitophilus oryzae (rice weevil), 1984 nucleotides. Its product is annotated as parafibromin-like. The transcript has 9 exons. NCBI's taxonomy places the organism in Eukaryota, Metazoa, Arthropoda, Insecta, Coleoptera, Curculionidae. The record is from RefSeq and is a predicted model, not a curated record. Gene Ontology annotation, molecular function: RNA polymerase II complex binding. The coding region runs from base 47 to 1609 and encodes 520 amino acids. Gene Ontology annotation, biological process: transcription elongation by RNA polymerase II; positive regulation of transcription elongation by RNA polymerase II. Gene Ontology annotation, cellular component: Cdc73/Paf1 complex.